AUGGGUCAUGUCGGAGAAUUCUUCUUGACGACCAUUAAUGAUUUCUUCUUCUUCUUCUUCUCCUUUAUCCUCUUCGUUCUUGCCUUCGUCUUGUGCUGCUGUUGGGGUCAUAUUACUGUUUUGGAGCGAACCCAAGCCUCUGCUGCUUCUGCUUCUUGCCCCUCUUGCUCUGAUUCUGGGUUUAGGUACGAUGUGUUCAUCAGUUUCCGAGGACCCGACACUCGCAACGGUUUCACCAGCCACCUUUUCUACACCCUGCGUAGAGCAAAGAUCAGAACUUUCAUGGACCACGAGCUGGAGAAGGGCGAGGACAUUGCAGGAGGGCUGUUCGACGCGAUCGAGGGGGCCAAGAUCCUUGUGGUGGUUUUCUCAGAAAACUACGCAUCCUCGACGUGGUGUCUUGAUGAGCUGGCAAAGAUUAUGGAAUGCAGGAGGAGGGGAAGAGGCCACAGGGUGUUACCUGUCUUCUACGGCGUCAAGCCCGUGGAGGUCAGGAGGCAAACGGGAAGGUACGAGGCUGCUUUGGUAAUGCAUCAGAACGGUUCGCAAGAGAAAGGAAUCGCUGAGAAGGUUAAGAGGUGGAGAGACGCGCUUACCGAAGCGGCAAGCCUCUUCGGAUAUGAUUCUGAUGUGGUCAGGUGA
Tarenaya hassleriana is the source of this 642-nucleotide messenger RNA. RefSeq names its product toll/interleukin-1 receptor-like protein. Gene Ontology annotation, biological process: signal transduction. Lineage: Eukaryota; Viridiplantae; Streptophyta; Magnoliopsida; Brassicales; Cleomaceae. The transcript has a single exon. The coding region runs from base 1 to 642 and encodes 213 amino acids. The record is from RefSeq and is a predicted model, not a curated record.